CGUCCUCCCUGGGUGUGGUUCGAAACAGUGUCGAAGGUUGUGUCCAGUUUACCUCGUAUCUUAACUCCUUCAGCUUUUAUUCGUUAGAGUCUCGAGUAUCGUUUCAUUUCUUCUCUCUGAAAUCAUUCGGCAAGACACACAGCGUUCGCGUGUGUACUCUUUACCUAGCGUACAUAACGAAGAGGGAGAGGUUGAAGGGAGAAAAGGAGAGGGUGAAAGCUUACGAAAGAAAGAGACAGACUACAGUGGGGCGAGCCACGGCUGUUCAUCGAUUCGUCGCUACCACGGUUCUGUGAACGUGGCAUGAAAAGAGAACCAGCACCACCAAUGCGCGCAUUUGACCGGUUCUCGUGCGUGUGCGUGCGUGUGCCCGGUUCUCACUAGGAAAAGUGCUUUUUCUUCCGGUUUUCACUCGGACGCUGGGCUCCUAACAGUUCCUGGCGUUCCGUCGACGGCGCAAUCUGGCGGUAGACCACGGGUUCAGAGAGACCACCCUUUGCCCUCUGCACGAAUCUUCCACGCAGAGAGGUUAUGUUUGCUCGAGAUUCAUGACGCUCUGACAGGAGUGGAAGGUGGACGGAGCGGGGGUGGCAACGAUCUCGCUAGGAGGUGUCGAAGCUGGCGCGUGGGGCGGGAGAGUCAGCGGUGGUCUGGCUCUGGUUCUGGUGGUAGCGGCGGAAACGGAAGCCGCGACAGCAACAGAUCAGAGAGAAGGCCUGAAAAAGGCUGGUGCAGCCCCCUUAAGGAGAAAAUUCGAUCGUCUUCUAGUUCUUCUUUCUACCCUUCCCGUUCUUGGUGGUGGUAUACUUGACGAUAUUCAUCGGUCAUCGAAAGAAACGUCGGCGGCGUGACACUGGGCCCUAACCACCUUCGAGCGAGAAGGCGCACAAAAUAGGAUUAAUCCGUUCCUAAAGAAUCAUAUUUUAGGAAUCUCGUUCGUCGGGGGUGUUCCACCUCCUCCUCGAGAAACACCCUUUUCCACCCUUAACGGGUAAUCACGUUUAUCGCAUCAUUAGACAGGCAUCAUGAGUGAAGUUGAAACACUUCGUCAGGAGGCUGACAAGCUGAAAAAUGCCAUUCGAGAUGCUAGGAAAGCAGCAUGCGAUACGACGUUGGUUCAGGCCACGUCGGGCAUGGAGCCUAUCGGCCGGAUACAGAUGCGCACAAGACGCACACUUCGCGGUCACUUAGCCAAGAUUUAUGCGAUGCACUGGGGAAGUGAUUCGAGAAACUUAGUAUCAGCGUCGCAGGAUGGAAAACUAAUCGUGUGGGAUAGCUACACCACGAACAAAGUUCACGCGAUCCCUUUACGCUCUUCGUGGGUAAUGACCUGUGCGUACGCACCAUCAGGUAGUUUCGUGGCCUGCGGUGGGCUGGAUAACAUUUGUUCCAUCUAUAGUCUUAAAACUAGGGAAGGCAAUGUAAGAGUUAGCAGAGAACUCCCAGGUCACACUGGGUAUUUGUCCUGUUGUCGAUUUUAUGACGACAGUCAAAUUGUCACUAGUUCUGGUGAUAUGACUUGUGCCCUGUGGGACAUAGAAACUGGUCAACAGUGUACCUCCUUUAUUGGUCACACGGGCGAUGUAAUGUCCUUAUCCUUGGCUCCAGACACGCGCACAUUCGUAUCUGGUGCGUGUGAUGCCAGUGCAAAAUUGUGGGACAUUCGUGAAGGAACUUGUAAGCAAACUUUCCCGGGUCAUGAGAGCGACAUAAAUGCUGUUACGUUCUUCCCGAAUGGAUACGCCUUCGCGACGGGUUCAGAUGACGCAACGUGCAGACUUUUCGACAUUAGGGCAGAUCAAGAACUGGCGAUGUAUAGUCACGACAAUAUUAUCUGUGGUAUCACCAGUGUAGCGUUCAGCAAGAGCGGUAGAUUAUUACUAGCCGGUUACGACGAUUUCAACUGCAAUGUUUGGGAUUCUAUGAAAGCGGAACGAGCUGGAAUUCUCGCUGGUCAUGAUAAUCGCGUCUCUUGCCUUGGUGUUACGGAAGAUGGUAUGGCCGUCGGGACGGGUUCAUGGGACUCGUUUUUGCGUAUUUGGAACUAACUUGGGGUUCAUCCCAAGACGUUUCUCAACAGAACCAACUGCAAAUCAGCAUACAGUAUAAGCAUUAAAUAUCACCACUUGGCCACCGAAGUCGGCGUGUCUGUGUCCUCAACGGAGGAGAAUUACUCUCCAAGUUCACCGGAAUUGACGUUGAUUAGAAAGUUUGGACAUCCGCUAGACAACAGCAGUAGAAAGACCCACGGCAAUAGCGGCAGUAGCGGCAGCGAAUUUAAGAACGUUUUGGGUUGUGGUGGUAAAAAGGACUACCGGAGACGCGUCGUCGAUUUAACCUGGCGACGUGGCAAGGUCGGGGAUAAAAUCACUCGUGAAUAUCAGCGCUUCUAGUAUAUGAGUAUACCGUUUAUUCGAUAUACUUUAACGUACGAAUGAUGAUGAUGAUGAUGAUGAUGAUGAUGAUGAUUGAGAAAGAAGCGUGGCGAAAGGAAGAACGACAGAGCGGAGAGGAGCACCAAGGCUGACAGCCAUAUCUCUCCGAUGUCGUGCGCGUUACUUCCUUUUUCUCCUCCCCUUUCUCAAGGAGUACUUGACGAACCUUCGAAGAGAACGUGCUGUUGAUUAUAUAUCUUGAUAGCGUCUCCUCGAAGAUCUUCCCAAAUUCAAAGGUUGAAACAAGAAUCGAUUUCCGAGACAAGAUCCCUCGUCCAGAGGUCUACGUUGUUGGAAGCGUUUUAUUAUGAAUAAGAAAAAAAGAAAAAAAAAGUGGUUCCGAGCGUUCACUGCCGAUGAAGCGCCGACAUGGCUGCUCCGGCGGUUGAUUUUACAUUUCUUUUCGACACGCACGAAGCAAGUCGUACCAGGCGAGAACAUGAUGUGAAAAGAACGAAAAAAAAAAAAAGUAUGGUCGCUCGUGCACGACACAAAAGCAAACAUGAUCAUCAAAACUAUAUAUACAUAUAUAUAUUAUAUAUAUACGUAUGUCGACGAGCAACCAAGAUUACGAUAAUCUCGCAUAUUGCAUUCAACCUACACGCACACCGUACGCACGUGUAUUAAUACGUACAUAGAAAACUACAUACAUACAUUUGCACACAAAACGCGAAGUACCGCAAACAAAAGGCAUCUGCUAUUAAGUACAUAGUGGGUCAUCCACGAGCCUCGACAUAUAAGUCACUAUCUCUGAUCAUGUUUUCUCUCUUUCUUCCGUUUUCUCCUCUUUCUUUUUACGUUUCAAAUUUCAAUUCUCCUUUGUCGUGGAUUUCCUAUCCUUAAAAGGGAUGGCUAGUUAAAGAAAAUGGGAAAAAAAAUGAUUCGCGAAGAUUGCAUCGUUUCUUGUGACUAUAAUCGCCGAGUUUGCAUUAAUAUCUGUAAUUUUUAUAGAUUUAUCCUUAUUUAUUUUGUAUAGACCUUAUAUGGAGACCAUCUUAUAUACGUUCUUGUGUCUUUUUCUUUUUUUCAUUUUUUGUUUGAAAAACUGAGUGAAUGUUCGAGUUACGGAGAUUGUUAGAGAGUGAACGAGUUCAGAAGUAAGAAUGAGUGAAAGGUCUCGAAGGCGCGGCCCGUUGCGAAUCAAAACAAGAAUCUGCAUAAAAAUCUGAUUAAAAAUUCUACGGUAAUUUCUAUGUUGUUUCUUCAGCUUACCUUUCAUCGAAAUCUGAUUCGUCGUGUAUGAAAGGGUAUGCUGCUGAACGAAAAAACGAUCGACAACGCGAGAUAAUAAAAUGAACAAAAUAAAAUGUACUUUGCCUCGCCGCGGAUUUAAUGCUCGCUCGCGAGGGACCAGCAUGAAGUAUGAAGAGAAAGAAUAUUUAAAUGUAACGUGUAAUCGUUUAGUUUAUAGCCUAUCCUCUGUUUCUCCAGUUAGAAAACAGCGAGACCGAGAAGAGUUCCUUCUAACUCUCAUCAAAGCAGAACCCUACACCUUUCUCUAUUAUGUCGGUCCAGAACCGAAGAAUCCUCGAAAGUGCAAGGAAAACAUGUAUUCUCCGACGAAACAGUCGUCCUAGAAGUUCCUUUGAAAUAGGACCCAAAGAAUCACGGAUCGAAACUACGGACCGCAAAACCAAACUCUCUUUCUCUCUCUCUCACCCUCGCCGUCCUUUUCGUUUUUUCUCUUCUUCGGUUUCUUCUGAUAAGAUUUUUAUCGUUUCCAUCAACCACUUUGUACGAUUGUGUUUUUAAUUAUUAUUCUUCGACUUUCUUCCCUCCAUCGUCUCCUCUCCUAUCUUUUUUUUUAAUCGCUGUCACCUGUUGUGUUCCUUCCAUUGUCAUCUAUUCUCUGUCCUGUUUUUGUCGAAGAAACUAGGUGUUUAAACUGUGUAUGCAUUUAAAGUAAUAAUAUUAAUGAUAAUGUUUAAUAUUAAUAUUAAUAAUGAUUGUAAUUUAUAAUUAUUAAUAUUUAAUAUAUAAGUAUCUAAGAAGAUAACGAUGAAUCUACUUGUUCAGUACCGCAGGAUUACGGUCCAAUCGCUUUCCGGUGACCACGCUGUCACAUCCAUUUGUUUUUAAUCGGGUUCAUUAUUUCCAUAUAACAUUGUUUUUUUCCUAUAUUUUAUUGCAUUCUUAUUUGCAUUUAAUAUUCUGGUGAUCAGCAAGGACGUUAUACAACAUUUACGACUUAUUGCGAUCUUAGUGGUUUAAUGUAAAUUGCUUUGAAUAUAUUUUAACCACUGUUGGUUCCUGUUGAGAUCAUCAACUGUUAAAGAAAAAUGGCUGAGUGAGUCAGUAAGGGAAGCGUGGCUUCCGGAACGCGAAAACCACCAAUUGUUUUCCUAACAGAACAAGUAUGUAAUCUGAUUUAAAAAAAAAGGAAGAAAAAAAACUGUUAAAGGAACUAUCAGAGGUUUUUAAGGAGUUUCUAAAGACGUUGUUCUACCAUUGCGUUACAAGCAGAUAAAUGAGAAAUACUUUUCCUGAACGAUAACAUUUAGAAUCAGUUUUUUGAUAUCACUCUUUUCGACUAAUCGCGCUUAUGUCACACGCCUCCAUAUCUUCUAGCGACCAAUUAGGCAAAAAAUAACAAGAUAUAACAUAAAAAAUCUUUUCUCCGCGCCAAUACGAAACGAAGGCCUUCUUCCUUCGGUUUUUAUGAUAGUUUUGACAUUUUAAAUUUCAAAACAAAAACAGAUAUUUUCUUCUUUUGAAAAGAACAGAGACCUUAGUUGUCUGCGUAGAGCAUUGCAACGGUGUUCAAAAUGAAGGAAGAAGGGUACUUAAAUAUUUAAAAGGAAAAAACGUUAUAAAACGAAAAAAAAAAAAAAAAAAAUGGAAACACAAGAUCUGUGCUUUUUGUAUUUCGUAAUUUCGUGGCCUCCCCGAGAAGGCUUCUCGUUUUUGUAUUUCGAAGCCUCGAGCCACUGAAGCAAUAUGGUUUCUUAUUCUUUGUACGAAUACAAAAAAAAUAUAUAUAAUAUAUAUUAUAUUAUAUAUAUACUAUACUAUAUAUAUAAUAUAUAUAUACUAUCGAAUAGUCAUACAAAAUUAACGAUUUAUUAAGUCUCUAGUCAUAGUAACGACAAACGCAAGAGUAAACCAAUUAAAAAAAAGGAAAAAAUAUGAAAGAAAACGCAGAAGUUUGUGUAAAUGGAGCAGUUUGUUAUUCAUUUUGUUCUUUUCUUUACUAUUCCCGUUGGUAGUUCUCCUUGUCCGUGGACAAGGAUGCGAGUGCUGGUUUUGAAUCGUUUAGUUAAUCGAAUGCAUAGGGGAACCGUGAUAAUAUAUCGGAUCGAUUGUGACAUCAGGAACAACAGCAUGAGAAAACAAGUGAAGGAAUAGAUUUUUUUUCUGAAGUCAUAAUAAGGUGAAUAAAAGUACUUGGAAAAAAUGAAA
This is a messenger RNA of Bombus pascuorum, 5834 nucleotides long. It is a transcript of the gene Gbeta13F, whose product is annotated as guanine nucleotide-binding protein G(I)/G(S)/G(T) subunit beta-1. Gene Ontology annotation, cellular component: cytoplasm; heterotrimeric G-protein complex. The transcript is spliced from 7 exons. Gene Ontology annotation, biological process: G protein-coupled receptor signaling pathway. The record is from RefSeq and is a predicted model, not a curated record. The coding region runs from base 1026 to 2048 and encodes 340 amino acids. Lineage: Eukaryota; Metazoa; Arthropoda; Insecta; Hymenoptera; Apidae. Gene Ontology annotation, molecular function: protein binding; signaling receptor complex adaptor activity.